This is a messenger RNA of Manis javanica (Malayan pangolin), 3030 nucleotides long. NCBI's taxonomy places the organism in Eukaryota, Metazoa, Chordata, Mammalia, Pholidota, Manidae. The record is from RefSeq and is a predicted model, not a curated record.
GGUAGGGGGCGGGGGUGCCGGCAGGACCUAGGGAACGGGGUGCCCUGGCGGUGGUGCGGACGAGGGCCGGGACGUCCGGGCCCCUGCGCUGUCCAGUAAGGCGGUGUUGCGGGCGCAGCAAGGCGCGCCGGCUCGGGGCAUGUCGGAGAAGCUGCGCAGGUGCCGGAAGGAGCUGGCCGCGGCCAUCGACCGGGCCUGGGGCGGGGCGCGGGGCCGGCGGGCGGCCCGGCUCCUGGGGGGCGCGCCCUGGAGCCCGGCCUCGGGGUCCGCUUGGCCGGCGGCCCGCAGGGAGAACGAGCGCGCAGCGGGCCCAGAGAGGCGGCGCGGGAGAGCGGCGGCCGCGGACGGGUGGCGCCCCGACGGGCUCAGGAAACACACGGAGAAAGAGUUGAAGGUUGACUCAAAUAUACCACCCAGCAGUUUCAGCCAAGAGGCCGCAGAGGAUCUGCUCUGUAUGAUCGACCAUACGAGCAUCCGAACCAUUGAAGAAUUGGCUGGGAAACUAGAACCUGAAAAUGAGUUGAAGCAUGUGUGUGGUCGCUGCGGAGACUCACCCUUCAGGGAGGAAGCCUGGGCUCUGCUAGGGGACGAGAGCCCGCCGGAGGCCUUAGAUGCUGACCCGGGUGGCCUCGGACGGGCGUUCAGUGAUCACAGUAUCGUUGAGACUGUCCUGGACUUGGAAGAGGACUACAGUUUGAUGACCUCUUUUAAAUACCUGAUUGAGUCAGGACAGCUGACUGUAUAGCUUUGGGUCCUUACUGCAGGAAGUCGGCACACGGCACCUGUGGGAGCAGCCAGUUGUCAGGAGCCUUGUUCAGAGCUCCCAUUCAGAUCCCUUUCUGAGACGAGAGCUUUUUUAUUCUGUUGCUUUGAAAUGUUUCUUACUGUUGAUUUUUGUCACCUUGCUUGAUAUCUUGAAAGUGUUUUUUGGUUGAUGUUCAAUAUACCCAGUACCCAAAGCAGGUGCAGGUCAUGGGGCUCUGCUGUAUCUCUUCAUGUUCUUUCCGUGGGGCCCUGACAGUACCAGGUCCACGACCAGUGAGGGACUCCCAGGCCAGCCGAACGUGCAUGGAGGAAUGGGGGUCGGAUGGAUCUCAGCCCCGGCUCUCUACUGCCCUCACACUUUGUACACAGGGCUGCCUGCCACCUAUGUAGGCCCCAGGCUCUGUCACAUCCAGGCAGAUCCCGUCCACCCUCCAUCCCUGCCCUGCCUGCCCAAAGGCCUCUGCAGGGCCUCCCAUUGGGUCAGAGGGGCUGUUGGCAUCCCUGGGAAGCACAUUCUCACGUGGCCUCCUCUCACACUCCCUACAGGAGGCCUGGGCCCUUAGCAGAGGCAGGGAGUUAGCAAGGUCCUGCCCGUCCACCUUCCCCAGGCAGGCCUGGAGACCCUGGGGCUCUAGGCGGUGAUGGGGCAGGGACCUAACAGGUGCAGGAUGCCCAGGGUGGGGGAGCCAGGCCAGCACAGCAGCUAAAGCUUAGCAGGGAAGAAAUGAUGUCGGCAUUUGGGUGAAUCUCUAAACUUGUGAUGCUUUUCUAGGGAGUCUAAUAAGCUGGUGGGCAAGGUUGAUGCCUGCCAACCCCGGCUGAGUCUCAGGGAAGUACCUGCCUCCUGGGUUCAUAGGGGAGGCUAGGGAUGAGACCCAAAGCCAGGAGCUGGGGAGGAAGGUCUGAGGGCCGAGGAACACGUCAGGCCAUCUUCUGGGCUGGUGGCCUCAGCACAGGGCUGGGGGUUGCUCUGGAUACCCUGGUGGAGUCCAUACCUCCAUUCCUUGAUGGGGUGAGAUGGGCACCUGCCCCAUACCCUGAGAACUGCCCAUGGGCUGUGUCACAGGACAGGCCUCCCCGGGCUCAGCUACCACCACUGCCCUGCCUGGGGUGCCCAGCCAGACAGCACUGACUGGUGGUUCCACUUGGACCACUUGUCGCCUGUCCCCACAGCAGGCAUGCUGCACCUCUUUAAGGUCACAGCCUGUGGGGUUGGGGCCAGUCACUUCUCCCCGAGCAAGAAGGGCAGAAGCGAGUGAUGGGUGCUCGGAGUACGUGGCUGCCCGACUCGGGGGGACAGGCUGGAUGGACCGAAGCAGGCGACUGCUACUCAGACACCUGGGCUCAGGAGAGCACAUCCCAGCCAGAUGCAACUUGUGGACACCAUGGAGUUCGUCUUGGCAAGUCAGACAAUUGCUGAACUGUUUCCGUGGAAACACCAAACUAAUUCAGAUUUGCAGAAUCAAAAUGGAAACAAGACAGCUUCGAGAAUAAAUAGGAGCUGUGGAACCUGGUCGCAAAAGGCCAAUCGAAGCCACAGCACAAGCCAUGGUCUCAACUUGGAAUUAAAAUGAUAAAACUUUCAACUUAGAGUCAUGAAAGAUCUCCAGAUACAGACCCCCGUGGUCUGCAUGAGUCCUGCCAACUGCUCAACAGACACCUGCAGUCAGUUCGGAAAGGCCUGGGAGGCCUCCCCACCGUGGGGCAGAGCUCCGUCCAGCCGAGCCUUGCUCGCACAGGCCCAUGGGGCCGGUGGAGGGCGGAGCCCAAAGCUGCAGCCCCUCGGCCUGGCCAGCUGCUGGGAAUGGGAGCGCAGCUUCGUCUGGUGCCUGGCACCCUGCCAGAGGGGUCACGGGCAAACUGACUCUCUUCAGACAUUUGCGGGGUACACAGCCCUGAAUAAAGAAUAUAAAAGCCAAGUUAAGAACCACUGCUAUCCGUGACCGUCCACGCGAGGUCCAGCGUCAUCUACAGCACCGGCUUGGAAAAGGGCAAGUCCUGGAUGCCGGCUGUCCAUCCAGGAGGAUUUCUACUGUCCUAAGAGGAAAGGCCUGAGUAGGAUGUUCCCCUCCACGAUCUUCUUGCGAGAAGCUCAGGAACUUACAGAUGGACUGUGCCUCGUCUGCUUUCCUUACAUAAGCUGACCGCAGGUCAAUACAACGAACUUAAUGAAAAAAAAAAAAAACAUAUGCUUUACCUCUGUAUCUUUAGUAAAACGUUUAUUUGGUUUUUAUUACAAAAGAAAUACAUAUAUAUUGCAAAAAU